Molecule: messenger RNA, 1323 nt
Organism: Cyphellophora attinorum
Lineage: Eukaryota; Fungi; Ascomycota; Eurotiomycetes; Chaetothyriales; Cyphellophoraceae
Product: Ferric/cupric transmembrane component 2
Exons: 1
Coding region: 1-1323 (440 amino acids)
Biological process (GO): iron ion transport; copper ion import; intracellular iron ion homeostasis
Cellular component (GO): plasma membrane
Molecular function (GO): ferric-chelate reductase activity
Source: RefSeq, a predicted model, not a curated record
AUGGCUACCAUCAAGAAUCCAUUGAUCGAGCUCCUCGAUAUCUCAUAUGAUACGUUCAACAUGAUGCACCGAUGGCUCGGACGCUUGUCAAUCCUCCAAGCUGUGGCUCAUACUCUCUGUUGGACGAUCGCCAAGGUCCAGCAGAAGGGUUGGGAGGGGGUGAACCAGUCUCUGCAUGGUCAGCUUAUCUACAGUGGACUUGCUGCCACUCUCGGCUUCGUCAUCAUCUUCUUCCAAGCACCCAAGGUUGUUCGGUCAUGGGCGUACGAGGUCUUCUUGUACGGUCACAUCUUCCUCGUCCUUGUCUCAUUCGGCUUCCUUUGGUUGCAUCUCAAGGAGUUCCCUCAACUCGGAUUCCUCAUCGCCACGAUCGCUGUCUGGGCCACUAUGCGAGCAUGGCGCUUUGCCACCCUGGCCUACCGUACAUGGGGAGGUCGUGGAAGAUGCCAGGCUACUGUGGAAGCUCUGCCAGGCGACGCCAUGCGAGUCACACUGACCACUCCUCGCCCAUGGAAGUAUCGAUCUGGCCAGUCAAUGUAUCUCACCAUUCCAAGCAUCGGGCUCUUCACUGCUCAUCCUUUUUCCAUUGCAUGGUCAGACGCAGACCAUGGCCUGUCAAGAUCGAAGACUGUUAAGCGCAGCAACACCAAGGUCUGGAGCGACGACGAGAAGCGGCCUAUCGUCAGGGGUCGUGAGCCUGAGGAGAUGGAGAAGGCUACAUACUCGCUUGUCAUCAAAGCUCGGACCGGCAUGACUGGCAAACUCUACGACCGUGUAGCUCGCAAUGAUGGCCCAGACCCGGGCAAGAUGACCUUCAAUGCCUGCAUCGAAGGCCCGUAUGGUGGUGAUCGCAGCAUGGCCAGCUACGGCACUGUCAUGCUCUUCGCCAGUGGCGUCGGCAUCACACAUCAGAUUCCGUACAUCAAGCAGCUUCUCGAGGGCUACAACGAUGGCACCGUCGCCGCACGCAGAGUAACUCUCGUCUGGGCUGUAACAUCAACAGACUGCCUGGAAUGGAUUCGGCCAUGGAUGCACGAAAUCCUCGGCAUCGAGAACCGCCGAGAUGUUCUCAAGAUCAUUCUUUACAUCACAAGAGCAGGCCUCACCCAGCCAAUCAAGUCACCCAGCGAGACAGUGAAGAUGGUCCGUGGUCGACCUGACGUGCAGUCUCUGAUGGAGGCGGAAGCGAGAGAGAAGGUGGGCGCGCUGGGCGUCAGUGUGUGCUCGGGCGGUGGUCUGGCAGAUGAGGUGCGACGAGCAGCGAGAAUACUACUGUCACGGUCAGUGAACGUCGACCUGAUAGAAGAAGGUUUCGGGUGGUGA